CUUGGCAAUUCCAUGCCCCUCACCCGACAAGCGAACGAGAUGGAAAAGAAUGUCUGCCAGGUGCAUUCUCUGGAAAACGACAGGUCCGCCCCAGCUUGGUUGACUGCAGGGCACUAACCAAACUCGGAAUGACGGUGAGGGAAAAAGGGAAUGCGGUGCUCAGGAGGCAGGCGCGAUGAUUGGGUCAGCAACCGCGGCCAUCGGCGCCCUCCCUCGGUGACCCAGAGCUGCGCCAGCCAGCCCCAGACGUCGCACUUCCUUCCCGCAUUGCGGCAAACUUCCCCGAAGACAUCCAUCCCACAAGCAUCCCACAAGCAUCCCACAGACAUAUGACGGACUUUGGAUGCACGCCCGGAAGCGGGAUUACCGAUGCGACUCUGGUCUCAUUUGUUUGUCCUUCCCAACAGUCCGUGGCAUCCAUGAUCCAACAGUCUGCCUGAGACAUGGCGUACCCCAGGCAGGUUCCCAGCUCAGAACCCGACAGCGCAUUCCGCUAUGGGGAAGGAGAGCCUCAAGAGGUCGUCACCGACGCUCCUUGGGACUUCACAUCAUUCUUUACCCCUGCCGCCGAGUUGGGCCACAAUGGCAAUCUCGUCGCCAAUCCCAACCUUGACUUGGCCGUCAAUCCACCGACCUGCCGAUCCCAGGCCGUCCGCGGGACCCCGCUUGUCCGGCCCGGCUUCGACUUGAACUCCAUGCCGUUUCCCGGCGCACAUCCGCAAUGGUCCGCUCAGGUCGCCGCCGCCCGACAUUAUUAUGCCCCCAACGUGCCCUCCCGCUCCGCAGACCGGUCCCGGAGGCCAUCGUUGUCGACCCCGGUUUCGUCCCCAACGGACAUGUUUCACUCCGCCGGCCCCGUUAGCGCCGCAGACUGGGCUUCCUUUUCCACGGGCUCGGAGGUCCCGGUUAAUAUUGGAUCGCUUCCAACCUUUGGCCUGCCACAAUCCUCGUUCAACCCUGUGCUACCUCUUUCAACAGAAUACUUCGCCCAGUUAAUGGCGCCCGCCGCCCCAAGCCUGAGUCAACUAUCCGAUGCAAAUUCUUCGUAUCCCCUCCCUUCUUCCAACCUUCGCGAUGCCUUCGACUCCUUCAAUACCAUCCCUAAUGACCGGGCAUUGGUGUCUCCGAACGAGGGGAACAACCCCCCGUGGCCUAACGCCGUCGUCCACAACACCGUUGAUCGUGAUUAUUAUGGACGGUGUAGUCCGACAGUGUCCAUAGAUGUUGCAGGCUCUCACCCCACCGUUCCGGAUCCCUCACCACCAAAGAAACGCCCGUCAACACGCCAACCGAAAGCCCCGUCGACGCCGUUGGCAAUUGUUCAGUAUGAACCACCCAACAGCAAGGGGGCAAAGUCGUCCAAGAAACGGUCAGCCCCGGAAGAAAUCACGCCCCAGGGGAUGGCUUCCCAAACUCUUCGCGAAGUACCGGUGCUUGAUGACUCUGGAGAAGUCAAGGGAACCAUGAUGACGUUCGGGAACCGGUUCAAGUCGAGGGCUGUUUUUACCGAGGAAAAGCGCCUGCAGACAGCUCUAGCCAGGCGAAAAGGGGUUUGCCCGAGGUGCAAGAAAUCGAAAAGACAGUGCGAUCUCGCCCAGAAAGAGAGUCCUUACGUUAGCUGUACCCUUUGUACAGAGCACAAGAUCUACAAGAACGCCCCUCGACUCCCUUGUUUCGGAACGACUUUGGCAGACAUCCUCUUCUUCCGGUCGGGUCCAGCACCAAACGAGCCGUUCUUCACCAAGCGACUUGCAGUUCUGCACGACCUCGGAGACCUAUCCAAGCCAGACGUCUCCGCAAGGAUGUUGAAGCUCACACAACGCAUCGGGUCCCAUCAGCUAACCGUCUACGCCUCCGAGUUUGUGCCAUCGCCUGGCGAUGUCGUGUCGUACAAGUGGACAGAUCGCUCAGGAAAGUUACAUGAGCUAAAUAUGCCACCUUACUGCCUCACAAAUGUAGAAAAGAUACGUCGCCAUAUCUGCCAGUAUAUUGCCUCGGCCAAAUGGGCGUACCUCGCUUCGGUCAAGACCGAGGACAAACUGGCAUGGAUGACGAUCUCUGUCGCCAUGGAGUUUGCUCAACGAAAUCCGAAAUCUUUAGUUGCCGACUCCCUCGAUCUUUGGGCUAUUUCACGUAUGAUCGAGAUUCCCUGGGAGAUGUGCGGACCCGACACCCUCGGCGUCUCGCCGGUAAGAGAUGCGACGAGUCCUCACAAGGGGAGGAUUCCGAUUCCGCCCAUCAUGGAUACGCACCUGGACCAGAUCGUUAUCAAGUCUAUCCUGACACCCUUGCGCGAGAGGCUUGUUGAGAAAUUCGAGCGCCUGAUCACCCCUGUCAAGCGCGAGGCUUGGUGGGAAAUUUACCUCUCUGCCUUCAUCUUACUCAACCACAUCGAGCGGCUGGCCAGACACUCUGUCGCCCACGCCAAGACGCACACAAUGCCGGGCAAAUACUCCAACAUCCAGUUCCUCGAAGCAGCCUUCCAUACGGCCAAGUCUAUCCUCGCCCGCUUCCACUUUUUAUGUAACGGAUCUGUGCCGUUGAAGAUGGACUGGACGUCGCCCAGCCUGGCGGCCAUGGCCAAACUCGAACCGAAACAGGUUGAAUUCAUGCAAACAACCCAGGCUAUGAUCAUGGCAAGAGAGUCCGAUGUCCUCAGUUUGAGGAAGACCCAUAAGUACGAAAAGACGUUGUAUUGGGCUGGCCAGCUGUUUACCGAAAACUUUGAUACUUCCCCCGUACAUGUCGUGGAGGAACUCGACGAGAACGAUACGGACGCAGCAGAGGAGGAGAGCCAGUUAGCGGUAAAGUGUGAGGAAUAAAAGGAUGCUGCGCCAACGCAGCGGCUGCGUAUUUCCGGGUUUGCAGUGGCGUUUUAGGGGAAAAUACCAUUGGUCUGAAUAGGAGUUUGGGUUGUUGGGAAGUACGUGCUGGCUGAGCUCGGUAAUUACUUUUCUGUAUUGUAAAUAGACAUCGGCGUGUUGUAUUGACGGAAUCCGUCUUUGGAUUGGGCAUGGUAGGGCUUUCUUGACGGGCUUUGGGGUAUAAUAGGGCGUUAAACUACAUUAUCUAGGUAACGAUGGACAUGAUAAUCGUCGGGCGCUGCAGUGGUAGGGGGCAAAAGAGUUGAUGGUAAAGAGGCAGAGGAGAAAGUGGGCGAAGGCGUAGCGGGGCAAGAGGCAAAGUAUACAAAGUGGAAAGUGAUAUAGGGGGUACUUCAAACUCUAGAUACAAUAAUAUUACAAAACUACACACUGUAGACAAGCAU
Messenger RNA from Chaetomium fimeti, 3268 nucleotides. RefSeq lists its product as uncharacterized. Bases 444 to 2822 code for a protein of 792 amino acids. The record is from RefSeq and is a predicted model, not a curated record. NCBI's taxonomy places the organism in Eukaryota, Fungi, Ascomycota, Sordariomycetes, Sordariales, Chaetomiaceae. The transcript is spliced from 6 exons.